This is a messenger RNA of Armigeres subalbatus, 336 nucleotides long. RefSeq lists its product as uncharacterized. The record is from RefSeq and is a predicted model, not a curated record. The coding region runs from base 1 to 336 and encodes 111 amino acids. The transcript has a single exon. Lineage: Eukaryota; Metazoa; Arthropoda; Insecta; Diptera; Culicidae.
AUGUAUCGUCAAGUGCUCAUUGCGCCGGAGGACCAACGAUUUCUGCGAAUCGUUUGGCGAGAGGACCCAUUACAACCGCUAAGAGUAAUGGAACUAAAUACGGUCACAUAUGGAACAACUUCGGCUCCGUACCAAGCAAUGCGCUGUCUCAUGCAACUAGCUGAGGAUGAAACUUUGGAUUUCUCUGUCGCUUCUCGGACCUCGAGGGAAGAUUUCUACGUCGAUGACGUAUUAUCCGGCGCCGAUACGUUGGAUGAGCUCAGCGAAUUUCACUCCCAAUUGAAGGCUAUGCUAGCUAGCGGUGGCUUCCAAUUACCCAAGUGGUGUUUUUCCUAA